This is a messenger RNA of Drosophila bipectinata, 723 nucleotides long. RefSeq names its product antennal protein 5 (gene a5). NCBI's taxonomy places the organism in Eukaryota, Metazoa, Arthropoda, Insecta, Diptera, Drosophilidae. The record is from RefSeq and is a predicted model, not a curated record.
AUGAAAUUGGUCGGGUUGAUUUUGCUGCUCCUUGGCUUCCUUGCCACCGCUAGCAGUCAGGACGAGAACGAUAGUGUUCGAAGGAUAAUGAAGGAAAUGGAAAUCGUUCCAGAAAUUUUGGAUGAGCCACCAAAGGAGCUGCUCAAGAUCAAGUAUGACAACGCAUUUGACAUUGAAGAGGGAAAAACCUACACGCCAAAGGAGCUCAAAUUCCAGCCAAAACUAGACUGGAGCGCAGAUUCCGGAUCUUUUUACACCGUGGUCAUGAUUUGCCCAGAUGCGCCGAACCGCGAGAAUCCAAUGUACCGGUCGUGGCUCCAUUGGCUGGUGGUCAAUGUUCCUGGACUAGACGUAAUGAAGGGGCAGUCUAUAUCGGACUAUUUUGGCCCUCUGCCACCAAAGGAUAGUGGCAUGCAACGCUACCUGAUCCUGGUCUACCAGCAAUCGGAUAAACUGGACUUUGACGAGAAGAAACUCGAGCUCAGUAACGCAGAAGGCCACAGCAAUUUUGAUGUUUUGAAAUUUGCACAGAAAUACGAGAUGGGUGUACCUGUAGCUGGAAAUAUUUUCCAGUCUAGGUGGGAUGAUUAUGUGCCAGAGCUGAUGAGGAUGUUGUACGACGUUAACGAGUAAAUACGUAUCUACUAUACUUUGCUGAGUAUUCUACUACUAUCUGUUAUAAUAUUUUAAUAAAAGUAUUUAGCUAGUGACGAGCAUUCCAAA